Messenger RNA from Pelmatolapia mariae (spotted tilapia), 3895 nucleotides. RefSeq names its product NACHT, LRR and PYD domains-containing protein 12-like. Gene Ontology annotation, molecular function: protein binding. The record is from RefSeq and is a predicted model, not a curated record. The transcript has 13 exons. The coding region runs from base 1 to 3867 and encodes 1288 amino acids. NCBI's taxonomy places the organism in Eukaryota, Metazoa, Chordata, Actinopteri, Cichliformes, Cichlidae. Gene Ontology annotation, biological process: intracellular signal transduction.
AUGAAAUCAAAGGAACUAGGGAGGAAGAGGAGUGGUGUUUGUGAGGAGGAGCAGCUGUCCUGCUGUGCUUUGUGUCAGGACGUCGUGAAGGAUCCAGUCUCUACCAGCUGUGGACACUGGUUCUGCAGACAGUGCAUCUCCUCAUACUGGGACCAGUCUGCUUCAUCAGGAGACUCUGCCUGUCCCCUUUGUGGAGAAAGAUCCAGAAACAGAGCUGGACUGCAGACAGCCAGUCAGAGCAGCUGUGUACAAACAGAUGUUGGUCUGCAGGAGGUUUUAGAUGAACAUAAGAUCAGUCUGAGGAGGAGAUGUGAACGUGUGACUGAAGGAAGUGAUGAAACAGGAAGCAGAACCCUCCUCAACACGAUCUACACUGAGCUCUACAUCACAGAGGGACAGAGUGAAGAGGUUCACACCCAACAUGAGGUGAGGCAGCUGGAGACAGCUUUCAAGAUGGACGCCCUCCAUGACAUUCCAAUAAAGUGCCAGGACAUCUUUAAAGCCUUACCUGACCAACAGAGACCCAUCAGAGUGGUUCUGACCAACGGCGUGGCUGGUGUUGGAAAAACCUUCUCAGUGCAGAAGUUCACUCUGGACUGGGCAGAGGGCUUGGAGAACCAACAUGUCAGUGUGGUGGUUCUGCUUUCGUUCAGGGAGCUGAACCUGAUCAGAGAUGAGCAGUACAGUCUUCUGGAGCUGCUCCAUGUUUUCCAUCCAACAUUACAGAAGGUCACAGCAGAGAAGCUCGCUGUGUGUAAACUUUUGUUCAUUUUUGACGGCCUGGAUGAAAGCAGACUUUCAUUGGAUUUUACCAACAGGAAGCUGGUGUCUGAUGUCACACAGAAGUCAUCAGUCAGCCAGCUGCUGACAAACCUCAUCCAGGGGAAUCUGCUUCCCUCGGCUCUCAUCUGGAUAGCUUCCCGACCUGCAGCAGCCAAUCAGAUCCCUCCUACAUGUGUUGACAGGCUAACAGAAGUACGAGGCUUCACUGACGCCCAGAAGGAGGAGUACUUCAGGAGGAGAUUCAGUGAUGAAGAGCUGUCCAGCAGAAUCAUCUCCCAUAUGAAGACAUCCAGGAGCCUCCACAUCAUGUGUAGUAUCCCAGUCUUCUGCUGGAUCACUGCUUCAGUUCUGGAGCACAUGUUGACUACACAGCAGAGAGGAGAGCUGCCCAAGACCCUGACUGACAUGUACUCACACCUCCUGCUGGUUCAGACAAAGAGGAAGAAGAACAAGUACCAUGAGGGACAUGAGACGAGUCCACAGGAGCUGAUUGAGGCUGACAGGGAAGUUCUUCUGAAGCUGGGGAAGCUGGCAUUUGAAAAUCUGGAGAAAGGAAACAUCAUCUUCUACCAAGAAGACCUGGAGCAGUGUGGUCUGGAUGUCACAGAGGCCUCGGUGUACUCAGGAGUUUGUACAGAGAUCUUCAAAAGAGAGUUUGUGAUCUUCCAGAAACCAGUCUAUUGCUUUGUUCAUCUGACCAUUCAGGAGUUUCUGGCUGCAGUCUACAUGUUCCACUGUUUCACCAACAGGAAGACAGAGGUGUUCAAGGACUUCCUGGGAGACUUUUGUAAUAAUUCUGACUCUGAUUCUGACUAUUAUGAUGUUUCUGAUUCAAGAGUCAUGGAGAAAUCCCUCCAGAGUAAAAAUGGCCACCUGGACCUGUUUGUUCGCUUUCUUCAUGGCCUCUCUCUGGAGUCCAACCAGAGACUCUUAGGAGGUCUGCUGGUUCAGACAGAGAACAGUCCAGAAACCAUCCAGAGAAUCAUCAACAACCUGAAAGAGAUGAACAGUGAUGAAAUCUCUCCUGACAGAAGCAUCAACAUCUUCCACUGUCUGAUGGAGAUGAACGACCUCUCAGUACAUCAGGAGAUCCAAGAGUUCCUGAAGUCCGAGAAAAGAUCAGAGAAGGAACUCUCUGAGAUCCACUGCUCAGCUCUGGCCUUCAUGUUGCAGAUGUCAGAGGAGGUUCUGGAUGAGUUGGACCUGCAGAAGUACAACACAUCAGAGCAGGGACGCCAGAGACUGAGUCCAGCUGUGAGGAACUGCAGAAAGGCUCGACUGAUUAAGUGUCGACUCUCAGAGAUUCACUGUGAAGUUGUGGCCUCAGCUCUGAAGUCCAACCCAUCCCAUCUGACAGAGCUGGACAUGAGUAAAAACACCCUGCAGGAUUCAGGAGUGAAGCUUUUGUGUGCUGGAUUGGAGAGUCCAAACUGUCAACUGGAGACUCUGAGAUUGUAUCGCUGUGGUUUAUCAAAGAUCAGCUGUGAUUAUCUGGCAACAGCACUGAAGUCCAACCCCUCCCAUCUGAGAGAGCUGGACCUGAGUGACAACAACCUGCAGGAUUUGGGACUGAAGCAGCUGUGUGGUUUUUUGGAGAGUCCAGGAUGUGGACUUGAAACUCUGAGAUUAAAGGACUGUGGUUUGUCAAAGAUCAGCUGUGAUUAUCUGGUAGCAGUACUGAAGUCCAACUCCUCCCAUCUGAGAGAGCUGGACCUGAGUGACAACCACAAGCUGCAGGAUUCAGGGGUGAAGCAGCUUUGUGGUUUUCUGGAGAGUCCAGGAUGUGGACUUGAAACUCUGAGAUUGAAGGACUGUGGUUUGUCAAAAAUCAGCUGUGAUUAUCUGGCAGCAGCGCUGAAGUCCAACCCCUCCCAUCUGAGAGAGCUGGACCUGAAAAACAACAACUUGCAGGAUUCAGGAGUGAAGCAGCUGUGUAGUUUUCUGAAGAGUCCAGGAUAUGCACUUGAAACUCUGAGAUUGGAGCGCUGUGGUUUGUCAGAGAUCAGCUGUGAUUAUCUGGCAACAGCUCUGAAGUCCAGCCCCUCCCAUCUGAGAGAGCUGGACCUGAGUAACAAUCACCUGCAGGAUUCAGGAGUGAAGCAGCUGUGUGGUUUUCUGGAGAGUCCAGGAUGUGGACUUGAAACUCUGAGACUGAGUGGCUGUAACCUCUCAGAGAGAAGCUGUGAAGCUCUGUCCUCAGUCCUCAGCUCCCAGUCCUCUAGUCUGAGAGAGCUAGACCUGAGUAACUCUGACCUGCAGGAUUCAGGAGUGAAGCUUCUGUCUGCUGGACUGAAGAGUUCACAAUGUGCAGUGAAAACUCUCAGUCUGUCAGGCUGUCUGAUCACAGAGGAAGGCUGUACUUCUCUGGCCUCAGGUCUGAGCUCCAACCCCUCCCAUCUGAGAGAGCUGGACCUGAGCUACAAUCAUCCAGGGGACUCCGGAAUGAAGCUGCUGUCGGCUGGACUGAAGGAUCCAGGCUGGAGACUGGACACUCUCAGGGUGGAGCCUGCUGGAGUCCGAUGGUUGAGACCAGGUCUGAGGAAGUAUUCAUGUCAACUCACAAUCGACACAAACACAGUAAACACAAACCUCCAACUGUCUGACAACAACAGGAAGGUGACGCAUGUGAAGGAGGCUCAGUCAUAUCCUGAUCAUCCAGACAGAUUUGAUGGUAUAUUGUGUCCUCAGCUGCUGUGUAGAAAUGGUCUGACUGGUCGCUGUUACUGGGAAGUCGAGUGGAGAGGAACGGUUUAUAUAUCAGUGAGUUACAGAAGAAUCAGAAGGAAAGGAGGCAGUUAUGACUGUUUGUUUGGAUACAAUGAUCAGUCCUGGAGUCUGAGCUGCUCUGAUACAUAUGGUUAUUACUCUGUCUGGCACAAUAACAGAGUAACAUCCAUCUCCUCCUCCUCUUCCUCUGUCUCUAACAGAGUAGCAGUGUAUGUGGACUGUCCUGCUGGCACUCUGUCUUUCUACAGAGUAUCCUCUGACACUCUGAUCCACCUCCACACCUUCAACACCACAUUCACUCAAACUCUUUAUCCUGGGUUUAGACUCUGGUCUGGGUCCUCAGUGUCCCUGUGCUGAGUUGAGUGUAAAGAGUGUCUCCUGUUAG